This is a messenger RNA of Lasiosphaeria miniovina, 2406 nucleotides long. RefSeq names its product ankyrin repeat-containing domain protein. Bases 452 to 2386 code for a protein of 644 amino acids. Gene Ontology annotation, molecular function: protein binding. The transcript is spliced from 5 exons. Lineage: Eukaryota; Fungi; Ascomycota; Sordariomycetes; Sordariales; Lasiosphaeriaceae. The record is from RefSeq and is a predicted model, not a curated record.
AAGCCAUCUAAGGUAACCCCAUUCACACGCAAAAUGGUCGUGCAUGCAUUCCAUCAAACUAGCAGCAUGAGGAUCAGCAACAACCGAGUCCGACCCGGCCAAUAAGAGCGGCGCGCAUCUCGUCUUGCCUCUUCUCGUUCUAGCCCUCUUAUCACCGCACUGAUGGGCCGGAAUUUUAUGCUGCCGUUUGCUGCGGCCACGACUUGGGCGUUCAGGCCCUUUAUUAGGCAGCCGCCUGCAUCCUUGCCCACGCUAUGUCCCCUCUGCCACAAGGCAUAGGCGGCCGCCGACUGCACGUUUUGCCCCAUUUCCUUGCCAUGCUAGCACUUUGCACCGACCAAAACUCAAGAUAAAAUGAAGAUAUCUUGAUAAUACCGCAAUCAGAUAGGUUCAGCGUCAUGAUUGUUUCAUUCAUCUAAUCAAUCGAUCACCAAACCAACGCGAAACCACAAUGGCCGACCCACUAUCCAUCGCCGCGAGCGUCACGGGCGUGCUGGCCUUCACAGCCAAGCUGACACGAGAGGUCAUCACACUGGUAUCCGACGUGAGGGACGCGCCCCAAGAGAUCGUCGACCUGCGGUUCGAGCUGGAACACCUGUCGUCGCUGCUGCACUCGGCGCACGACCUCUCGCUGCGCAACCCGCUGCGGCCCGAGGACAAGCCGCUCGAGGCCACCGUCGAGGACUGCCUCGACCGCUGCCAGGAGGUCAUGCGCGACAUCAAGGACCGCCUGAGCUCGUUCCUGGCCAAGGGCAGCGGGCGCAGGAGCCCGCGCCGCUUCUUCAACUCGACAUACUGGUACUUCCGCAAGGGCGAGAUCACCAAGUUCAAGGAGAGACUGCGGAACUCGCGAGCUAUGCUCGACGUGUCCGUCAGCGUGCUGAACGGGCACUUGGUGGGCAAGGGCCAGCAGGAGAUCAGAGACGAGAUGAGCCGCGGCAUGGACAGGCUGGCGUACCUGUUCGAGAGCGCCGAGAACGCGCGCAAGUUCCACCGCCGGCUGCAGGACGACCUGGAGAGCGUGUCGGCGUUUGGAGGCCGGCGGGCGUCGGUGUCUGACGCAACCGACGCUGGCCUGCCGAUGCGGAAAUACCUCGAGCAAUACCACAACACAACCAGCCUGGCGCCUCCAACGGUGGUGAUGCAGGAAGACCCCCCAGAUGGCGACAGCGUGACGCUGGCCUCAGCCAGCGAGAUGGUCGCCGAGGAGACACCGUCGCUCGUGCAAGCCGCACAGGCAGGCAACGCACAGCAGGCGCGGGCGCUGAUAUCGCUCGGAGCCGAGCCGUCGGCGCGGCUGCACGACGGGCGCACGGCGCUGCACUUCUGCGCCAUCUACGACGACGUGGCCACGGCCGAGGUGCUUCUCGAGCACGGCGCCGAAGUCGACGCCACAGACCAAAAGUCUCGGGCGCCCAUGAGGGUCGCCCUGAGCAGCGAGUCGUACGCCGUGGCGGCGCUACUGCUGCGCAAGGGCUGUGCCGUCGAGAAGCUGCUCCCCGCACUGCUCGACGCUGUCAGGGACGGGGAAGGGAUCCCAGGGUUCAAAGACUUCCUGGCUGCGCUGCGCGAGCGCCUCGACGUGCCGGAGGGAACACCGCACUUAUUGCAUGAGGUGAUUGGACGCGAGGACGACACGUCGCUGCGUCUCUUGCUCGAGGGCGGGUUCGACCCAAGUACUCGAGAUGCGUGCGGAAUCUCGCCGAUCCACCACGCCAUCAUCCUCAAGCGGCAGUCGACGGUCAAGCUGCUCCUCGAGCACGGCGCCGACAAGAACGACUACCUGCCGCCAGAAACCCACGACCGCCUGCGCGAAGAAAUUGCCUGGCACCGGCCGCUGUUCCCGAUGCUCGUCUCGGGCAUCACGCCCAUCGCAACGGCCGCACGGGCCAUGACCGACCCGAAAAUGCUGCUGCUGCUGCUCGAAGCCGGCGCAGAUCCGAACUGGGAGUACCCGUCGGACGGCGUCAUCGCGCUGAUCGGCCUCUGCGCCAGCCAGUACCUGGACUCCGCCAAGCUGCUCGUCGACUUCGGGUCGCACGUCAACCACAAGAACCACACGGGGCACAGCGCGCUGUACUGGUCGGUCGUGUGCGGCAACGACGCGCUGCUGCAGCACAUGCUGGACCGCGGGGGCGGCGACCUGGGAAUCGUGUGCGAGGCCGACGGCCGCUGGACGCUGCUGCACGCCGCCGCGUAUCAGAACCGCGCCGACGUCGCGCGCACCCUCGUCGCGCGCGGCGCGGAUCUGCUGGCGCGAGAUGCUAGGGGCCUGACGCCAGCUGAUGUGGCGGUGGCGUAUGGGAAUGGGGACAUGGCGAGGUUCUUGGGGGAGAAGACGAGGGAGGUGGUUGAGGCGUCAAGGGCGGGGGAUGAUAAGGGGUGAGUUUUUAGGCUCAGGCGUCA